AUGUCAACUGAGACAGAACUUCAAGUGGCUGUUAAAACCAGCACAAAAAAAGACUCCAAAAAGAAAGGUCAGGAUCGCAGUGAAGCCACUUUAAUAAAGAGGUUUAAAGGCGACGGUGUCCGAUACAAAGCCAAGCUGAUUGGGAUCGAUGAGGUUUCUGCUGCCCGAGGAGACAAGUUAUGCCAAGAUUCCAUGAUGAAGCUCAAGGGAAUUGUUGCUGCAGCUCGUUCGAAAGGAGAACAUAAACAAAAAAUCUUCCUAACUGUUUCCUUUGGAGGUAUCAAAAUCUUCGAUGAAAAGACAGGGCUACUACAGCACCAUCAUGCAGUUCAUGAAAUUUCUUACAUUGCAAAGGAUAUCACAGACCACCGAGCGUUUGGAUAUGUAUGUGGAAAGGAGGGAAAUCAUAGAUUUGUGGCAAUAAAAACAGCGCAGGCAGCUGAACCGGUAAUCCUGGACUUGCGAGACCUGUUUCAGCUCAUCUAUGAACUGAAACAAAGGGAAGAAAUGGAAAAAAAGGCACAAAAGGACAAACAGUGUGAACAAGCAGUAUACCAGACAAUUUUGGAAGAAGAUGUAGAAGAUCCAGUAUACCAGUACAUUGUGUUUGAGGCUGGACAUGAGCCAAUCCGUGAGCCUGAAACAGAAGAAAACAUUUAUCAGGUUCCUACCAGCCAAAAGAAAGAAGGUGUUUAUGAUGUGCCAAAAAGUCAACCUGUAAGUCUGCAGAAUGGAAACUUAUUGCUGGACAUUGAUGAAAGUCUUGUUUCAGUCACUCAGGCUGUUACCCAACUAGAGCUUUUUGGGGACAUGUCCACUCCUCCUGAUGUAACCUCUCCCCCAACUCCUGCUACUCCAGGUGAUGCCUUUAUCCCAUCUUCAUCCCAGUCACUUCCUGCUAGUACAGACAUGUUUGGUUCUGUACCUUUCAGCACUGCUGCCGUACCCUCAGGUUAUGUUGCCAUGGGAGCUGUUCUGCCCUCAUUCUGGGGACAGCAACCACUUGUUCAACAGCAGUUGGCCAUGGGUGCUCAGCCUCCAGUUGCUCAGGUGAUGCAGGGAGGACAACCAAUAGCAUGGGGCCAACCCGGUAUUUUUCCUCCUACUCAGCAACCGUGGCCAUCUGUAGCUGGUCAGUUCCAGCCAACUGCCUUCAUGCCAACACAAACUGUUCUGCCUUUACAAGCAGCCAUGUUUCAAGGUACCAUUGCUCCUAUAGCUACUGUUCCACCCACGAGUGAUUCCAACAGAUCAAGUCCGCAGACAGACAGGCCCAGACAGAAAAUGGGAAAAGAAAUGUUUAAAGAUUUCCAGAUGGCUCAGCCUCCACCAGUGCCAUCAAGAAAACCAGAUCAGCCUUCCCUCAGUUGUACCUCAGAGGCCUUCUCAAGUUAUUUUAACAAAGUUGGGAUGGCACAGGAAGCAGAUGAUUGUGAUGACUUUGACAUCUCUCAGUUAAAUUUGACUCCUGUGACUUCCACGACACCAUCUACAAAUUCACCUCCAACCCCUGCACCCAGACAGAGUUCUCCAUCAAAAUCAUCAGCAUCUCAUACCAGUGAUCCUGCUGCAGAUGACCUCUUUGAAGAGGGGUUUGAAAGCCCAAGCAAAAGUGAAGAACAGGAGGCUCCUGAUGGGUCUCAGGCCUCAUCCAACAGUGAUCCAUUUGGUGAGCCAACUGGUGAUACUAUAAGUCCACAGGAAGCAGAACCUCUCUACGCCCAGAUCAACAGACCUAAGAAAUAG
Rhea pennata is the source of this 1746-nucleotide messenger RNA. RefSeq names its product DAB adaptor protein 1 (gene DAB1). Gene Ontology annotation, biological process: ventral spinal cord development; lateral motor column neuron migration. Lineage: Eukaryota; Metazoa; Chordata; Aves; Rheiformes; Rheidae. The coding region runs from base 1 to 1746 and encodes 581 amino acids. The record is from RefSeq and is a predicted model, not a curated record. The transcript is spliced from 15 exons. Gene Ontology annotation, cellular component: cytoplasm.